GCUGGCUUCGAAACUACGCUGCUCAGAAGAAUUGUUUUUCUCAGCUCUGUCAAGGCCUCUGAGCUCCUUACUGCAAGGAAGAGGACAGGGCCACUCUGAGCCAUGUCCAACGACCCUCCGCCACCCUACCCGGGAGGCCCCUCGGCACCACUGAUAGAAGAGAAGCACGGUCCACCCCCUGCAACAGAUGGCGUCGCCCCAGUGGUGGGACAGCCCCAGGGGGUUCCCAUCCCCCCUCCUGAAUUUCCCCCUCCCCCAUAUAAGCCACCCUCGCAGCCAGGGUUCGUGCCCCCCCACAUGCCUAUGGACAGCUCUGGGCCCUACGUGCCACCUGCAGGUUACUACCCCCCUCCAGGCCCUCAGCCCACCAUGGGCUACUACCCUGCCCCGGGACACUAUCCCUCUCCCAGUGGCCACACGGCGACAGUGCUCGUGCCAUCAGGGGCUGCCACCACGGUGACAGUGCUGCAGGGAGAGAUCUUCCAGGCUGCCCCCGUGCAGACGGUGUGUCCCCACUGCCAGCAAGCCAUCACCACCAAGAUCACCUAUGAGAUUGGGCUCAUGAGCUUCCUUCUUGGCUUCUUCUGCUGCUUCGUGGGGUGUGAUCUCUGCUGCUGCCUGAUCCCCUGCCUGUUUGAUGACUUCAAGGAUGUGACACACACGUGUCCCAACUGCAAGGCCUAUAUCUACACGUACAAGCGCAUGUGCUAACAGCGCCCCGGGAGCCUGAGCUGCUGGAAUGAUACCGGCCCCUCUCCCGUUGCCAUCCUCGUCUAUGCGUGUGCAACACUCCUUUGCUUAACCCUCCGGUGGUGUGUAUGUGUGUAUCCCCGGCUCCCUCCCGCUCAGAGCUGCGACCACCUUCCCCAAGCUCCAGUCCUCGCUGUGAAUGGUUGGACUGGUGAUGCUGGCAUGGGUGCACAGGGGAGGUUGGCCCAGGGCCCAGAUGCUGUGGCGGGGGUGGGGGGACCGCCCUG
This is a messenger RNA of Haliaeetus leucocephalus (bald eagle), 977 nucleotides long. RefSeq names its product cell death-inducing p53 target 1 (gene CDIP1). Bases 103 to 711 code for a protein of 202 amino acids. The record is from RefSeq and is a predicted model, not a curated record. The transcript has 5 exons. Gene Ontology annotation, molecular function: zinc ion binding. NCBI's taxonomy places the organism in Eukaryota, Metazoa, Chordata, Aves, Accipitriformes, Accipitridae. Gene Ontology annotation, biological process: tumor necrosis factor-mediated signaling pathway; intrinsic apoptotic signaling pathway in response to DNA damage by p53 class mediator.